CAUGGAACGCUUGACGUGUACUUUCUACAUCUCCUUAGUUCCAACAAGCGGUUCGUCGAAGUAUGCUGUUUUGUCUUGGUGCUCUUGGAGACUGACUACUGAUUUUGUUAUAUAUUUUUUGGAGACGUGUUUCCGCUUAAAGAAAAUUAAUAGAAGGUGAUGUCGGGGGACAAAAAGACAGCGAUAAUUGCGGCGGUGGGAAUCUUCGUGUGCUAUUUCUAUUUCGGCAUUAUCCAGGAGAAAAUCACCCGUGGCAAGUACGGCGAUGAACUCCAAGAGGACGGAACACGAGGAGAACGAUUCACCUACGCGUUAGCACUGGUUGGGGUACAGUGCAUAUGUAACUGGUUCUUUGCUAAGGCAAUACUUAUCGCGAAACCGCAGAACAAUGACACUACACCAAAGGUGUACUAUGCGUCCAGCUCGUUAACAUAUCUACUGGCAAUGAUUAGUUCGAACAUGGCUCUGAGGUGGGUGGCUUACCCGAUGCAAGUAGUCGCAAAAUCUGCCAAACCCAUCCCUGUGAUGCUGUUGGGAGUUGUGUUCGGUAGAAAAUCGUACACUUUGCAGAAGUACAUGUUCGUUCUGCUGAUUGUAAUUGGAGUAGUGCUGUUUAUGUUCAAGGAAGGCAAAACAAGCAAUAGCCCGCUGGAGCAGGAAGGAUUAGGGCAGCUAUUGUUGAUCAUGAGUUUGAUAAUGGAUGGACUGAUCGGUGCCAUACAAGAACGUAUGCGCCAGCACAGUUCGCCAUCUGCUCAGCAUAUGAUGGUGGCGAUGAACGGGUGGAGCACACUGUUUGUCAUCCCUGCACUGUUGAUCACCGGAGAGGCUGUCGAGUUCGUUGCCUUCGCCACCAAGUAUCCUCAGAUGCUGGGUCAUCUGGCGACCCUCGCCCUGGCCGGCGCUCUUGGGCAGCUGUUCAUCUUCAUGAUGGUCUCAUCAUUCGGAGCACUAUCCUGUUCCGUCGUUACCACAACGCGGAAGUUCUUCACCGUACUGUGCUCGGUUUUGCUUUUUGGAAAUAGCCUGUCUAGUCGGCAGUGGCUAGGAGCCGUCCUGGUCUUCAGUGGGCUGUUUGCCGAUUUGUUCUAUGGUAAGAAAGGCUCUCCUGCAGGAAAAUCUCCGCCAAAGCCAAAAAGCAAGAGCGAGAGCGAAGGACUUGUUAAAUAAACCCACGGUCUACCAUUUUCAUUCCCUGCACAUGACUAAGCGAACUUAAGCCCUAACCCACGUUCAUUAUUGAAACAAAUGUACAAUAAGUAGUAAUUUAUAAUUGAUUGAAUUCGACCGUCUGUGUUAUAGGUUUACUUGAGCCGUAAAUACAGAGUAUUCAUUUAUUUAAAAUAAAUGAUAAUAAA
Armigeres subalbatus is the source of this 1358-nucleotide messenger RNA. It is a transcript of the gene meigo, whose product is annotated as solute carrier family 35 member B1 homolog. Bases 160 to 1170 code for a protein of 336 amino acids. The transcript is spliced from 3 exons. Gene Ontology annotation, cellular component: endoplasmic reticulum membrane; Golgi membrane. Gene Ontology annotation, biological process: UDP-galactose transmembrane transport. NCBI's taxonomy places the organism in Eukaryota, Metazoa, Arthropoda, Insecta, Diptera, Culicidae. The record is from RefSeq and is a predicted model, not a curated record. Gene Ontology annotation, molecular function: UDP-galactose transmembrane transporter activity; UDP-glucose transmembrane transporter activity.